This is a messenger RNA of Phytophthora nicotianae INRA-310, 1163 nucleotides long. RefSeq lists its product as hypothetical. Lineage: Eukaryota; Oomycota; Peronosporomycetes; Peronosporales; Peronosporaceae. Bases 31 to 762 code for a protein of 243 amino acids. The transcript is spliced from 2 exons. The record is from RefSeq and is a predicted model, not a curated record. Gene Ontology annotation, cellular component: cytoplasm.
AAUCAAUCCCACCUUGACAUCGAUUUCGUAAUGGAGGAAGAGCUCAAGAAACUGCAGGCGCGGGCCGCGCAGGAAUGGAAUAAACUCCGCAGUAUUGCCGCCAACCCACAGGAAUUAUUGCAGCACCCUUCGGCCCCCUUUGUCUGCAGUGCUUUCGUGCUCGGUAUUGGUGUAGGUCUGGCCAUUCCUCGUCUGAGGCAGCCGUUCCGUCGGUUCUCGACCGUGGAGGAUCUCCCCAAUAGACUUUUCCAUGAAGAAGGCAAGAUCAAAGCUGUGGCGGUGAAUUUCAGCGACGGCGACACGUUCCGAGUGCGUCAUUUACCGCUGUUCCGAGGGGCCGGGAGAUACGACGGUAAACUAUCGGACCACACACUGCAGAUCCGACUUGCGGGCAUCGAUACACCGGAGACGGCCAAGUUCGGCAACCCUGGUCAACCAUUCGGGGAUGAAGCUAAGCAGUGGCUCACUUCGACGUUGGAAAGCAGGAAGUUGACGCUCACACUGCUGCAUAAAGACCAAUAUGCUCGUGCAGUGUGUAUGGUGCAGUACGGUUGGUGGCCUUUUAGACGUGACGCAUCAGAGGAGAUCCUCAAAGUCGGACUGGGGCAAGUGUAUCGCCAGGCGGGGGCAGUGUACGGCGGUAAACAGGAAAUUUACGAGAAGCUGGAGGAGAAGGCGAAGAAGAAGAAAAAGGGGAUUUGGAGUCAAGGCAAGAAGAUGGAGAGCUCCAGUGACUACAAAGCCCGCAUGCGUGCCAGUUAGACUUCGAAGUACUAGCCUGGAGUUCUGUGCGAUGAUCCAAGCUCAAAUUUGUGCAAUUGGUGAUGCGGUUGCGCUGGAGUUGCCCAAUCGUGACAAGUUCGCUUCAUGGUUAAUUACGAAGCAGGUGAGCUACAUUUUUGCGUUGGUUUGCUGUUUUAUUUACCACUGCUGAUACCGCACUUUGCACCCAGCAGAAGGAGGCACACCUACGAGAUGGUAGUGCUUGUAAUAUUCUAUCCACUCAAUUGUUCAUAUACAACUUGUUACCAUUACAAGUUCUCGAAAACUAACAGUGACGCAGCCUUAUAGCCCAAUUGAUGAUUGAUGGGGUGGAUACAGUUGGGACAAAGCGAAAAUUCCACGUCACCUCACGUCACUCUUCUCAUUUCCUCCAGUUCUGC